Molecule: messenger RNA, 2286 nt
Organism: Beta vulgaris subsp. vulgaris (sugar beet)
Lineage: Eukaryota; Viridiplantae; Streptophyta; Magnoliopsida; Caryophyllales; Amaranthaceae
Product: pentatricopeptide repeat-containing protein At3g49240, mitochondrial
Exons: 2
Coding region: 107-2086 (659 amino acids)
Cellular component (GO): chloroplast
Molecular function (GO): protein binding
Source: RefSeq, a predicted model, not a curated record
ACUCUUCCACAAAACCCUUCUCCUGAGUCCUCAUUGCUCUCUUUCUCCAUUAGGCAGCUAAAACUCCAUCAGUGCAUAAACCCAUACAAAACCCUCUCCUUCAACCAUGGCACUUUCCAAACCCUCCUCCUUCCUCCACCGCGUCAAAUCCCUCCCUCUCUCUUUUCCCUACCACCACCGUACCCUCCGUCCUCACUCUCCACCUCUCAUUUCCUUCCGCCGCCUCCUCUCCUUCGCCACCGCCGACGAUAUCGCCACCGAACGCCGUAAACGCCGCCGCCAAGUCCGUAUGCAACCCCCUCUCUCUCCUCAACGUCAUCAGCAGCAACAACAACAACAACACCGUGCUCCGAUCACUAACCCUAACGCUCCGAAAGUUCCCGAACACGUCUUUGCCCUCACUGGCACCCGCCUCGCUUGCCACAAUAAAAUUCUGAAGCUAAUUCGUGAGAAUGAUCUUGAUGAAGCUGCUUUAUAUACUCGCCAUUCUGUUUAUUCCAAUUGUCGUCCUACUAUUUUCACUUGUAAUGCUGUUAUGGCUGCUCUUCUCCGCCAAAGCCGCUACUCCGACUUUUUGUCACUUCACCGCUUCAUUACUCAAGCAGGUAUUGGCUCUAAUAUAAUCACGUAUAAUCUUCUUAUUACUCUGUAUUGUGAGUGCCGGAAACCUGAUACUGCUCUUGAGCAUUAUAAGAGGUUGAUUGAGGAUGCACCAUUUGACCCAUCACCAACUACGUACCGGAUUUUGGUCAAAGGGUUGGUUGAUAAUAAUAAGGUUGAGAAGGCAAUUGAGAUCAAGGAUGAGAUGUUGUCAAGGGCGUUUGAUGCGGAUGCUGUUGUGUAUGGUUAUCUGAUGAAUGGGUGUGCUAAGAAUAAGGAUGGGGACAAGGUUUUGGAGAUUUAUGAGGAAUUGAUGGAGAAAUUGGGUGGCAAGGUGACAAAGGGGAUCAUCUAUGGGCCAUUGAUGAAAGGGUAUUUCUUGAAGGGGAUGCAGAAGGAGGCAAUUAGUGUGUUUGAUGAGGUUAUGGGGGAGAAUUCAACAAUAAAAAUGGAUGAUAUUGCGUAUAAUUUAGUUUUGGAUGCUUUUGUUAAGCAUGGUAAGUUUGAAGAAGCACUAAAGUUGUUUGAGAAGAUGAAAAGCUUGCAUAAUCCCCCUUGGAAGUUGACUGUGAAUCUAGGAAGUUACAAUGUGAUGGCAGAUGGGUAUUGUGCAGAAGGGAAGUUUAAGGAAGCAGUUGAUGUGUUUAUGAGUAUGGGUGAGAAGAACUGCAGUCCUGAUAUCUUGUCAUUUAAUAAUCUCAUUGAACAGUUGUGUAACAAUGGUUUGCUACCGGAAGGAGAGGAACUCUGUGGAAAAAUGAGUGACAAGGGAAUUAAUCCGGAUGAAGUUACUUAUUGUUUGUUGAUGGACGCAUGCUUUAAGGAAAAUAGGCCAGAUGAUGCGGCUGGGUAUUUCAGUAAGAUGAUUGAGGCAAAUUUAAGGCCUAAUUUAGCUGUAUAUAACAAGUUGGUUGAAGGAUUAGUUCAAGUGGGAAAGAUCGAUGAGGCUAAGUCAUUCUUUGACUUGAUGGUGAAGAAGCUCAAGUUUAAUCCUGCUAGUUACGAGUUUAUGUUUAAGGCCUUAUGUGAUGUUGGAAAGGUGGAUGAUGUGCUUAAGAUUGUUGGUGAUAUGUUGGAUGAAGAAAGUGUUGAUCUUAAUGAAGAUAUGCACAAAAUUGUCAAAGAUGGGUUGAAAAGUCACGGGCGAGAAGAGGAGGAACUGGACAGGCUUAUCGAGCAGAAGGAGAAAGAGAAAGAAGAAGCUAAGAGAAGGGAGAUUGAAGAAGCAGAAAGAGCCAAGGCGAGUGCCAGAGCCGCAGUUGCUUCUUUAAUUCCAUCUAAGUUGUUUGGAAACAAGGAAGAUGACAAAGAAUCUACAGCUCUCCCUGGAAGUGCGGGUACAAUAUCUAACAAUGAAGCGCAGGCUGGUGAAGAAGCUUCUGCUGCAUCCGCUUUGGGAGGAUUAACAGCGGAAACAGUAAUAGAAGGCAAUUCAGCAGCUGAAUCGGCAUUCAAGAGUGUUGACUCUGCGCAGGCUACUGCUUAAUGUUUCACGAUCUUAAAGUACUCCUCAAUGCAAAAAGGUCCUUAGUUCCCUUCUGUCCCUAUUGUUUAAAUAUUAUAGCUUUUUCAAUGUAAUCUUUUUGAACUAUAUUAGCUGCUGAUUAGAUCAUCUAUUAUCCUUGACUAAACUUCAUGUCUUCUGGCUUGCUUACCUCAUUAGUUGAACCUAAUUGGACUUGAGUA